This is a messenger RNA of Tuber melanosporum (Perigord truffle), 984 nucleotides long. RefSeq lists its product as uncharacterized. The record is from RefSeq and is a predicted model, not a curated record. The transcript has 3 exons. Bases 348 to 800 code for a protein of 150 amino acids. Lineage: Eukaryota; Fungi; Ascomycota; Pezizomycetes; Pezizales; Tuberaceae.
CCACAGUCGUUUUUUUGCGAGUCCCUCGUUGUCGUUCGCUGAUACCCUCUCCCUCCUGGUACACUAUUUAUUUGUGUGCACGCUCGCUCUCGUCUAUAAUUUUUAUACCAAUAUUUGCUACCCCUUAAUACUUGUACUUCUUUAAUCGAUACCCACAAUGCUAUUCGAAAUUCCCUCCACUAUUGUCUUCGCUCUCGCCCUUGCCGGCUUCACUUCUGCUCAGACCUGGCAAGUCGACCACAGCUGUGAUGCUUUCAAGUGAGUUUCUUGGUCUGGAUAUAUUAGGUCGAGUUUGUUAUAGCUAACACGUGGACAGCGUUGUUGGUGUGUAGUAGGAAUCACAAUUUAUGUUUGAAAGAAACAAGGGCAGAGGACUAAAUAUUCCUAUAGAGACUUGUAUUUCCCAGUACAGCCCGCGCGUUUCUGGUUGCUCUCAAAAUGAUUACUCGUGUUUGUGUGUUGAGUACACGAACCUUUUGACCUGUUAUAACAAUUGCCCAAAGGAUACCAACUCGUCUGGUAUUAAGAGCAGUGUUACCUCCUUCUGUAAUGCAGCGGCGGCAGCUUCUUCAGCGUCUGCUUUGACAAACACAGCCAAGUCAACUUCCGGUACGGGUAGUUCCACUGCAGCCUCUUCAGCGCCCACUGGUUCUGGAUCUCCGACUACCACUAAAGCUCCGUCUUCCUCCAGCUCGUCAUCCUCUGGUUCUGGCUCCUCCAAUGCCGCGCUUGCCCUUACACCUGUUGGUACUUACGGCGCUUUGGCUGGUGUCAUGGCAAUUGCUGGUAUCUUCUUGUAGAUUCUGUGAGUUGGAGUUGAGCGGUAGUGUCGCAGGGGUGAGAGGGUGAAUGUGCGUUUCGAGUGAAGUGAAUGAGGAGGGUUAACUGGUGUUGUAAGCAAUGAUAUACCUAAUGGGAGGGAGCCGGAGAUGAGGGCGUAGUGAUAACGUGUGGUGACUUUGCUGUUAAAUUCAUUCAACCAUA